Cercospora beticola is the source of this 4375-nucleotide messenger RNA. RefSeq names its product exoribonuclease II (gene DSS1). NCBI's taxonomy places the organism in Eukaryota, Fungi, Ascomycota, Dothideomycetes, Mycosphaerellales, Mycosphaerellaceae. The record is from RefSeq and is a predicted model, not a curated record. Gene Ontology annotation, molecular function: RNA binding; 3'-5'-RNA exonuclease activity.
GACUGUGCAUCCAUUGUAGAAUGCUGGGAAGUCGGCAUGGCGCCAUCCGCCCGGCAAAAACGAAUGCCUACGUGUGCUGGAGCUGUAGAGCCCAAGCACAGCAACUACAACGACGGCCUCGAAGAGGCAAGCACACUGCGGCGACCGCUGAGAAGCCGGACGAGGAGCUGCACGAUGGCAGGCAGUCGCAAGACAAGAGUCAGGAGCGAGAAGACAAGCGCCCCAAGGACCAGAUCCGCGCUCGACAACGAGCAUCGGAAUCUGUCGAUGAGCGGUUAACACUGAGCCAACAACGUUAUGAUACACUCAAGGCACAAUUCGAGCGACUGCAAGAGCGCAAGAGACAUAAAGCAUUGGCGCAACAGAGCAAACCCGUCGCCCGUGCUCGACAGCAAGCAUCGAAACCUGUCGACAAGUGGUUGACACUCAGCCAACGACGCAAUGAAGUGUCCAAGGCACAACUAGAGCGACUGCAAGAGCGCAAGAGAGAUGGCGCAUUGGCGCAACAGAGCGGAUCCGUCUUCCGCGCUCCGAACAAUGCUGACCGGUCACAUCCCGCUCUCCGGGCCAUUGACGUCGACAAGUUGUUCAGAGCAGAUCCGAGCGAUGAUGGUGGAGGGAAAGGUGAAGAGGAGAACUUGAGUUCGGUUUCAUGGCGUAAGAAAUACAGCUCUGCAGAAGGCCGCGCCUCAAAGCCUACGUUGUCUCAUCGUCCAUUGCAUAUCACGGGAUCCAGCUCUAGUGAGCUCGAUUUCUUGUCGGCUGUUUCGCAGCAGCGUGCGCGACACGCAGCGUCGCGACCAACUCAGCCUGUUAGCUAUGAGUCGACUUUCAAUCACUUGUUGCAGUCGAGACCUUUUCCUGCAAAGAGUGCUUUCGCAUCGCCGCCUCCAGGAACUCAAACACAAGGUAUGCGCACGUUCCACUCGCUGCGUCGAAUCAACCAGCACGCUGUCGCGCAUGAACAGCACGAUGACAUGGGGACCGAUUUGGCACAGGAAGGCGCUACAGAAAAGGCGGGUGGCAUCCGGGCCCAGCUGCGCCAAUGGCAAGAACUGCACGGCCAUGAAGAAGAUAUCAUGCCCGAGCUGCCCCAAGAAGAUUUACCAUACGACGAAGAGUCACCAUACAAUAGCUUGACCCGACUUCCCAGUGAAAGGAGCAUGAACCAGCAAGCACAGCGGGCAGAAGAAGAACAAGGCCGCGCCGCGUUUAUGGAGCAACUCGGAAAAGAAGGGUUCGAAGGGACAUCGAAAGAGCAGAGUCGUUUUAUGCAGCCAGGGGAUCUGGUGGAGCUGACAUUUUCCAUGUCCGAAAGGGAAAGCACAAUGGCAAUAUACAUCCAGCGAGUUGCCCAAGGCCUUGGUCAGUAUCUGACCUUGAAUGGACGAUGGACCCAUGUGCACGAUGCCGCUGUACCGUACAGUGUGUCCGGAUGGAUUGACCCGAAGGAGCUGGAGCCUCUGAUGAAGCACCUCCCCAAGCCAGAGACGGCUCUCGACCUCGAGCAGCUGCGAGUCCAGGCUUACACUGAAGACCUUGAUGUUCCCCGAGAAAUUACCGGCCCCUUGAUUGCUCGCCUGCAGGUCUUCUCUGAUGAAGUGCGGGAGAUCUAUCGCCGCAAUGCCAGUGCUUUGGACGAUGCUCAUAAUGUUCUUGCUCACGAAACAGAUCUGCGGUAUGGCUCGCUGGUGUCAGCUGCUACCGCCCUUCUCAAGACUCCGGCCGACAAAUUGCCAUUGCCCGCACUGUUCACCGUUCGCAAGGCCUUGGCCAACGGCGGCUUCGCUUUCAACAUCGAUCGCCGUUCUCAUCGCUUGACAGGUUACAUGCAGAUCCGCAGUAAGCAGCAAGUCCGAAUGGUGGAGAAAGUGCGUGACUGGAUCAGAGAAUGGCAAGAUGACCUGGCACUGCGAGCAAGCAUGGAUGAAAAUCGACGUGGGAGGCACAAGCCGUUGAAGGGCGCUCAAAUCUUGUACGGCUUCAUCGACAAGUCUCGUACAAUCGUUGCCAAGCAGCGACAAAAUCGAGAACCAGUGCCCGAGGCGGGCAACGUUGGUCCUAGCAAGACGCGGCUGCCCAUUACAUCGACUAGUGAAAGCUUCAAAGUGGAGACAGAGCAGCUUUUCACCGAGCACGAAGCGGAAAUUGUCAAGUUUAUUGAAGGCUGGUGUUGCAGUCAAUUGUACGCCGGAUUGCCGCGUCUAUUGAGCUUGCCGCCACUCAUACUAAACGCUCUUGACUUGUACUCGGGUCUGGAGCUCGGGCAACACAUUGGCUUUCUGUUUCUGCAGGAGCUGGGUGCCAUCAUGCCUCACGAGAACCGUGUUCGUUUCGACCAGCAUCUGCUUCUGCCGAGCUCACAGCACAGCAAACCACUUCAAAACCUGAUGUCGACCCUGCUGACUAUGAGAUCCAAUCACAACCUUCGUGACUCUUUGUCAGAUCUUCGGCAUGACUGGAAAGCUCUGCCCGUCUAUUGCAUCGAUGAUGCCAGCGCACAGGAGAUUGACGAUGGAAUAUCAAUCGAAGACGCAGGAGUGGAUUCGCAGGGAAGGCAGCAGCAAUGGCUCCACGUGCAUAUUGCCAACCCAACGGCAUUCUUCUCUCGAGACCAUCCUCUCGCAAAGAUGGCACGUCACAUGGGGGAGACAAUUUACAUGCCGGAGCGCGCCUACAUGAUGCUGCCGCGAUGGGCUACCAAAUCUCACUUCAGUUUGGCACCGGACAGACCGUGCUUGACGUUCAGUGCGAAGCUUAACUCGGACGGCGAGACACUCGAUCACAAAGUCACUGCAGGCAUUAUCAGAAACGUUCUGCGCGUCACUUACGAUGAACUCGAGAGUCAAGUGUUCGGCAAAGACCCGGAAGCAGAAGAGCGACUCAUCCUCACCGUCGGGGGCAUGCCGCCUCCAGAUCGCAACCCUCCAAGUAACGCUUCUUCUCUCACGGAGCAGAACCGUAAUGAUUUACAGCGAAUCAUGGAUCUUGCUCAAGCGCGAUCUGCCAUUCGUAAACGUGCUGGUGGUAUCUUCUUCGAGCUAGCACAACCAGAAAUGGCUGUAUGGCAGAGUACACGUGGGACCGGACUAGCGUGGGAUCACCCUUACCGAAGUGGGUCCAGGACUGUAUAUGGCGAUCCAGUCAUCCAGCUCCAGACUCAGCGAAUGAAAAAUUGGUUCACGGCUUCUCGGAGUCAAGCUCAAGUACUCGUGAGCGAGUCCAUGUUGCUUUGUUCAGAAAUCGCGGCCAUAUACUGUGCACAGCGCCAAAUUCCAGCAAUUUAUCGAGGGACCACGUCGAUCAGCGCAAAUGCCGAGCACCCAAAGAAGGAACGGUGGGAGGAGCUCCUCGCGCAGGGAAAGCAACUCCCAAUGCAUCUGGGUAUUCCCUAUCUGCAGUCUAUGGGAUACACUGUGCUCCGCACGAGACCGCUCAAGCACGAUUAUCUUGGUAUGGAUCAUUACGCUAAAGUCACGUCUCCUUUGCGCAGAUACGGUGAUAUGAUUCUGCACUGGCAAAUCGAAGCUGCAAUACGUUGGGAAGCUACCACUGGUCAAAGUCUCAUUGUCCCGCCUGACGACAAGACUCAACACGACCGCCGCUUCCUUCCUUUCAGUAACCAGAUUCUCGAAACUAUCAUGUUGGGUCUUCAACCUCGCGAGAACAUGAUCACGAGGGCCAAGCGCUACUCCAACAGCCAUUGGGCUUCUAUGCUCCUUUUCCGCAUGCAUCACUUCAAAGAAGGUGGAUCUGGCCCUCUUCCCGACCGCUCUUCUCCUGAAACCUUUCCGGGUAGUCUCCCGCCCGGUCAAGGCGGUCUGCCGUUCAAGACUUUGAAUUGUUUCGUUCAAUCUCGUCCUGAGUUGGAUGGUUACCAUAGAGUGCAUGCUACUUCUAUGGAGCUGAAUUUGUCGGUGGAGAUGAGUAGACCAACUGAUGUAGACACUGGGCUGCCUGAGGUCAUGCAGGGAGAUAUUUGGGAGGCGGAAAUCGAGUGGGUAGAUAUCUAUUACCGGAGGAUUAUGGUUAAGCCUCUGAGGUUGGUGGCCAGGGAGGGCUUGUGAGUAGGCAGUGCAAUGCAUUUCCUGCAUGUGACGUCCAUUAUGGCACGAAGGCAACUGUAAAGCUGUCGACUCUCUUCUCCAUGAAAUUUUCCUCGUCCCUGCCUAUUGUUAGAUGUGGCCUCCCGACCCAACGAAAAUGAGGUCUUGCUUUUGGCGAAACUUGGGGAGCACUGUUGGGUAAGACUACUUUGCUCCCGAAUGCAUGUCUCAUCAUUGCAGGCUCCUCGAGAUUACAGCAUGCCUGAACACGUCCGGAACCCCAUUACAGAAACAAAGUCACCCUAAUCAUUGCAAACCCAUCCCGAACA